Molecule: messenger RNA, 432 nt
Organism: Brugia malayi
Lineage: Eukaryota; Metazoa; Nematoda; Chromadorea; Rhabditida; Onchocercidae
Gene: Bma-rps-23.2
Product: 40S ribosomal protein S23, putative
Exons: 3
Coding region: 1-432 (143 amino acids)
Biological process (GO): translation
Cellular component (GO): ribosome; cytosolic small ribosomal subunit
Molecular function (GO): structural constituent of ribosome
Source: RefSeq, a predicted model, not a curated record
AUGGGAAAACCGAAGGGUAUACGCACAGCGCGUAAACUGAAAACGCAUAGACAAGCUCAGCGUUGGAAUGAUAAGGGCUAUAAGAAGGCACAUUUAGGAACACGAUGGAAGGCGAAUCCAUUUGGAGCAGCAUCGCAUGCUAAAGGCAUCGUCCUAGAAAAAGUAGGUGUUGAAGCAAAACAGCCAAAUUCAGCUAUUCGCAAAUGUGUUCGUGUGCAACUAAUUAAGAAUGGAAAGAAGAUCACAGCAUUCGUACCAAAUGAUGGUUGCUUGAACUUCAUUGAAGAAAAUGACGAAGUUCUUGUUGCUGGCUUUGGUCGGAAAGGACAUGCUGUGGGUGAUAUACCUGGUGUACGCUUUAAGAUUGUCAAAGUAGCGAAUACAUCAUUGAUUGCACUGUUUAAAGGAAAAAAAGAAAGGCCACGUUCAUAA